This is a messenger RNA of Lachancea dasiensis, 651 nucleotides long. NCBI's taxonomy places the organism in Eukaryota, Fungi, Ascomycota, Saccharomycetes, Saccharomycetales, Saccharomycetaceae. The record is from the annotation of a GenBank genome assembly.
AUGCAGAAGAGUUUGGGCAAACGUUCACUCGAUGUGAACGGAGAUUUGGAACUACCAGGUAAGAGAUCCCAUAGUUCGAACUACAGGACCUUCGGCAAAUUUCCCAGUAAGAAACCAGUUUUGCCCAUCUUUGAACGAUCUGGUUUGCUUGAGCUAGAAUCCCACAACGUCAAGGGUGUCCAACUACAGCACAUUGAACCGUACGAUCGCAUGUCGCCUGCCACCUUUUACCAGAAGCAUGUUAUUCCUCUUCACAAGCAAACACAUUUCCGAGCUAUGGUUUGCCAUGACGAAGAUGACAGCUACCACAAAACGUACGACCUUUUCGAUCGCAGCAGUUAUCUCAUAGGGAGGAGGUUGAGCUCCGAAGAGGAAAAUCCCGAAGAUCUGGAGGAGGAAAAGGAAGUCGUGUUGGCCGAUAUCCCGAUUCCCGAAGAAACAUGCUCUAAGCAACAUUGUGUGAUUCAGUUCCGUCAUAGGAAUGGUCAGCUAAAAGCGUUUGUCAUCGACUUGGAUUCAUCCAACGGUACUCUUUUGAACGAUAAUACCCUGCCUAGGGCGCGUUAUGUGGAGUUAAAAAGCGAAGAUGUGCUGCGCUUUUCUACAGCUGAAUCUGACUCUGCUUACUUUCUGGUCUUCGUGGCAGCGUAA